UUGGCAUGUGACGAAGAGGUGAGGGUGAGGGGUGGUUGUUUGGGGUCUUUUUAGGAUUGAGGUAAUGGGGAAUAGAGAAGAUGUUCGAUAUCGGGAAUAGAAAGAUUUAUGAAAUCAAAAAAUUUACAGAAAACGCAAGAAGAAGCUAAAGAUCAAACAAGCUCUAUUAACAAAGCCAAUAUUUCGCCCAUAAAGCUUAACUCAGAAUCAAGUUCUGCACAUAAUGUGAGUCCUAAUCAUUUAAAAACCUUCGUUCCUACCAUUUAGAAUCCUUCCCUUGCUCUCUGACACAUCUGACUCUCAAAGCUAACCAACGAAAAGAAGCUUGGUUGCUCUCAUAGAUUCUGCACAGAAUGUGUUAAGACCCACUUGGUGUACCAGGUGAAAUCGGGGAAAUCAAAGUUCACCUGUCCAACAUGAACAAAGGAAGUGGAGCAUGAAUUGAUCAAAGACUUGGUUCCUUUGAAGGAACAACAAAUGAAAGAGUACCUUGCUGAAAAACAAAAAGUCAUGAAUAAUCCUUCUUUGUAUUAUUGUCCUAGGCCUGAUUGUUGGAGAUACGUACAAAGUGAAUGCACAAUCAGAGGUAAUACAAACAGAGGACAGUGAGAAUGAGGCUACGCCUUCUGAACUGGCUGAGCAGAACCCUAGCAUGAAGGACUAGCAUGUGAAGAUGUCAGAGAUAGAGGACUUGUCGAGUACCAGAAGGCAAAUUUUACCACUUAUUGUCCAAACUGAUAGUGAAUCAUUGAAAAAUAAUGGAGGAUAAUCCCACCUGAAUUGCACAGCAUGUGGGAAAGAAUUUACCAAAGAUGCCAUGGUUAAAUAUCUAAAAUACUCAUCAGCGAGAGGGUCUGAGAAAGAAAGUGAGUGUCCACAUCGACUAAGAGGCAUUAUCAACAUCUUAUAUUGCUCAGUACUUCUUUUCUUUCUGUUCAUUUUAUUGUUUAAAAAGUCCUGUGAAGAUUUUAGACAUCACAGUAAUAAAGGUGGAUUAUUUUGGCUAUUUAUGGGUAUUCUCUGAAUGACUCUUCCAAUUCUAUACCUCCCUUUCUUCAUUUUAAUCUUCCUGAUCGAAGUCUAAGUCUGCCCUAUUAUCUGGGCGGUCAUCACAAGCAUGCUAAAAGAAGACUAAAGUCCUGACUCAUGGCAAUCCUUGGGGGUUUCUCCCAAUAAACAAUAAAUUGCAUUC
Moneuplotes crassus is the source of this 1192-nucleotide messenger RNA. NCBI's taxonomy places the organism in Eukaryota, Ciliophora, Spirotrichea, Euplotida, Euplotidae. The record is from the annotation of a GenBank genome assembly.